Molecule: messenger RNA, 1932 nt
Organism: Trypanosoma cruzi
Lineage: Eukaryota; Euglenozoa; Kinetoplastea; Trypanosomatida; Trypanosomatidae
Exons: 1
Coding region: 1-1932 (643 amino acids)
Biological process (GO): nucleocytoplasmic transport; activation of GTPase activity
Cellular component (GO): nucleus; perinuclear region of cytoplasm; cytosol
Molecular function (GO): small GTPase binding; GTPase activator activity
Source: RefSeq, a predicted model, not a curated record
AUGCUCGAGCCCCCACACACCGCACACGCGGAAGUCAACCUGGAGAAGUUGGAGCAACUCGUGGCGAACAUCAACACGAAGUAUGCCGCACUGCAGCGGCAGGCGUUGCACAGUUCGAAUAGUCAUCCCACGUUUUUUAACGGCCUCACGGCGGAAUACGUGAAUUCCGAGACGAAAAUGUCGUUUCAGUCUGGCAGUCCAAGCGAAAACGGCCAUGCUUCUGUCCCUGUGGAUCCAUUGCCUCCACUCACCCCAUUUUGCAGGCCGCAUUGGCCAACCUACUGGAACGAGCGGGAACUGCAUGUUGCGGCAUCCGAACUAUGCCAAUGCCUGAACGGCGGUGUCAACUACCGCGCAAUGUGCAUACAAUACCAGACAAUUUUUGAACUUCUCCUGACGAUGCUAAGGGAAGAUAUUCGGUUGGUGCGUGGCAUGGAGUUUCUUCCAAGUGGAACGCUGGAGAGAUCAUACAAAGUCCUUUCCGAGCUUAUCAAUGAAUCCAGGCAACUCCUAACACAGUACGGUCUUAUUCCAGGUUCCUCCAUACGAGUGAUGGAAGAAGUGGAAAAUAAAAGUUCAAGCGAAGUGGGGGAAAUGCCCAAUCCGGAUUACGCACUACCCGUUGCGCUUGCAUGCAGUGACUCCUAUAACAACAGUACCAACAACAACAAUUUUAUUCAUCAAAUUAGGUCGUCGGACAAGAGCGGCUAUGGAAGAGGGCAUGGAACCAAGCAUGAGACACGCGUCACGAUCAGCGACCCUUUAGAAGAUUCAUUGAGGGAAACGGCAUACACACCGCUGCAUCUAUGCUCUUCCCCAGGAAAACCUGUGGUGGAUGACAGUUACGAUGUCGACACCCCCAUGUUGCCAGUAGAGGAAGAAAACGCAGCAACUGAAAGUCAGGGCGUUCAAGGUGCCAAAUUCGGGGGUUAUUAUGGGGGGGCUAGAACGAACUUGGACCCCGCCAAUCAGUCACGUUAUCAAUCGAUGGAAGAACUUUACAAGGAACUGUAUCCCAAUGAGGGAAUGGAGAUGUUGGUUGCAAUGACGCGAAUGGUCUUUUUAAAAGAGUAUCACAAUGUUGUAGCAAGAUCGCGAGAUGAGGCCUUUUUAACCUUUAGGAAGCAUCUGGACGAACACCUGUUACCGUGUAUUCAAAGCUAUGAGGCACUUGUUUUCCCCCCGGCAAUGCAGUCCUCACUGCGUUCCGAGUAUGUAGUGAAUUGUUUGCAGCAACGUAUUAGACCCAAUGAACGACUGCUGGACGUCUUGUCUCGCGUUGGACCUGAGCGUGAUCUUUCAUCGAUGGCUCUUGCAAGCAUGAAUUUGAAUGAUGUAGAUAUGAAACCAUUUGUUUUAGUGCUACCGAGAUUAUGUUUUCUUCGCUUCUUGGAUAUAAGCCACAAUGACAUUCAUGACGAUGGCGUUCGCGAGUUGUGCUCCGUCCUUGAGCGUCACCCAUCGUUGGAGGUGCUUGACCUCUCGGAUAAUCCCUUCACCGAUAUUGGUGGGACGGCGUUGUUGCAACUCGCAGCCACCACAACGCAAUUGAAGGCGGUAGGCCAGCAGGGCGUGGCAUUCAGCGCACAUAUCCGUGAAGCAAUUAGUCGACAACUACAAAAGAACCGCAGUGCGUGCGACUCCGCAUUGGGACCUGCGCAUAUUUCUCACCUAUCUAGUAUUUCUAACACCCAUGAGCCGUGCAAACCUGCCUUCACUGGACGAUUGGCGCCCCUGACGGCGUUGGACGGAACACGGUGUGUGCCGGCAAGGAGACGCUCGAACUUAGGCGUGAUACCAGGCCCAGGAACAGACUCAAUGGUUUCCCGUAGUUUAGGCAUGUUGCGUCGAGUGCGUCUGCCGUACCUGACGGCAUUGCGUGGCGGCCCCUCAACCGGCGGAAUACGUGAGAGUAAUAGCAGCCCCCGCUGA